AUGUUUGCUCGCGCUGUCGAAGAUUGGGACUCGAAUGCAAGGUUGACGACACGUUCAAGAGGAUGCGGAAGAGGAAGUAAGCCCAGCAACCCACAAGGCUCUAAGGUGACCACGGCUGACCCGUGGCCUACUGGCAGGAAGUCCGGCGAAAUGGAAGAAGAAAUCGCCAGACUGAAACGUCAACUGUCGGUCUACGAAGGCACUGUUAUCUCAGACCUGACAUCCGCUUCCACAACACAUCCAACAGCAUCUUUUCACCUCGAGAGCAGUGUCACACAGACCGAACAUGCUAUGAAUGAAAGAUCGACGCAUUGCUUCGACCCGAUGGACAGGAUGCUCACCACAACUAUGCCCAGCGGGGUAUCCCUGGAUUCGCCCGAUCAAUCGAGCCUGCCCGGAACAACGACAAUUCCCAACGGCACGAUCCCCGAUGAAACACCUCCUCGAAUCGUGCAAGCUAGCUCUGCGCGAAAAAUACGCGACAUCGAGCUCACGAAGGACGAGAUAAACGACUUAUUCCAAAUCUAUUUCUCCCACUACCACGUCUUCCUGCCGUUUCUCGACCCGAGUGUUUCUCCUGACCGAUACUACGAUCAGUCAGCCCUGCUCUUCUGGUCGAUCGUCUCUGUCGCGUCACGUCGGUAUCAGGCAAAUCCAACCCUGCUACCCAGACUAGCUAGGACGCUUACAGACACACUCUGGAAGUCGCUACAAGCGCUUCCACACUCUCUGGCUGUUAUUCAAAGCUUGGUGCUGAUCUGCACUUGGCCGUUUCCGACAAGCAGCAGUUCGACCGAUCCCAGCUACAUGUUGUCAGGGAUGGGUAUACAGCUUGGACUCUCGAUGGGCCUGCAUCGACCAAACAGUCCCGAAGACUUUACCAAGUUUCGCGUCAAUCUUGACUCUACUGCUAUGGCUGAUCGGGGAAGGGCCUGGGUAGCUAGCAAUGUUGUCGCUCAGAGCGUCAGCUGCGGCGUUGGCCUUCCCACACCAGCACACGUGCGUGACUGGUCACUCGUCACGUCUUCGCUCGAGGCUCCAUGGCUUGACGAGAAUUUACGUGCACAUCUGAGAUGUGCUUCCGUGUGCAAUAGGAUAUCCCAGGGGCUCGCAUCCAAUCCGUCGGACCACACUGGGCUCCUGCAGGCUCGGGAAAGGUUGCCGGUGUACACGAUCUUGAACCACGAAAUCGUCGACCUCGAGUCCAGUAGGAGCUGGACACCUGGUACCACUGCUGUCUAUCUCCAGAUUGCAAAACUGCACUUGCAGGCAUUCUAUUUGUUCGACGACGCAUCGACCUUCGGCUACGCCGAACGCAUUGUCGUACUUUACUCCACCGCCAGUGCUCUGCUUGAGCACAUCCAGACACUUGACAACCAAAAGUCGGAUUUCUUGUAUCAUUGCCCCUUCUUCUGCUACGAGGCUUUCUUGUGCGCAUCUUUCAUUGUGCUCAAGGUGUUGAAGAAUGAUUACUUCAAUGCCAUCGUAGAUGCAAGGUUGGGCAAAAAGCUCAUCAACUUCUCUGUCUCGGCAUUGAGAAAGAUGUCUGUGGCAAACAACGACUUGCCGGGGAGGCUCAGCGAUGUCCUCGCUUACCUAUGGACUCAUCCAGACCCGUCAAUCGCCGGCGGAAGUGGCAUAGAUGGGCUUCAACUCAAGGUCCAAAGUCGGAUGAGCAUGAGCAUCGUCUACGACUCAUUGUGGAGGUGGCGGGAGCAAUUUCGGAUCGAAGCAGAAAGAGAAUUGCCUGGAGAACUCCGCAGCGGUAAUGCACUCCCUUUUGCCAAGGGGUAUUCCCAGCUAAAUGGUGCAGGUACACCCUUGGCGGCACAGCGCACUCAAAACUUCGACCUGGCUUUUGAUCUCGCGGACUUGAACGGGAUAUACUCCGAUGAUUUCGAAUUCGAUUGGUUCACCUGA
Cladophialophora carrionii CBS 160.54 is the source of this 1920-nucleotide messenger RNA. RefSeq lists its product as uncharacterized. The transcript is spliced from 4 exons. Gene Ontology annotation, biological process: DNA-templated transcription; regulation of DNA-templated transcription. Bases 1 to 1920 code for a protein of 639 amino acids. The record is from RefSeq and is a predicted model, not a curated record. NCBI's taxonomy places the organism in Eukaryota, Fungi, Ascomycota, Eurotiomycetes, Chaetothyriales, Herpotrichiellaceae. Gene Ontology annotation, cellular component: nucleus. Gene Ontology annotation, molecular function: DNA-binding transcription factor activity, RNA polymerase II-specific; transcription cis-regulatory region binding; zinc ion binding.